Messenger RNA from Elgaria multicarinata webbii, 897 nucleotides. It is a transcript of the gene HOXB4, whose product is annotated as homeobox B4. The record is from RefSeq and is a predicted model, not a curated record. Gene Ontology annotation, cellular component: nucleus; nucleoplasm. Gene Ontology annotation, biological process: anterior/posterior pattern specification; positive regulation of transcription by RNA polymerase II; embryonic skeletal system morphogenesis. The transcript has 2 exons. NCBI's taxonomy places the organism in Eukaryota, Metazoa, Chordata, Lepidosauria, Squamata, Anguidae. Bases 73 to 855 code for a protein of 260 amino acids. Gene Ontology annotation, molecular function: DNA-binding transcription factor activity, RNA polymerase II-specific; RNA polymerase II cis-regulatory region sequence-specific DNA binding.
GUGCGUGCGUGUGUGUGAGUGAAAGAGAGUGUGCGUGCUGGCGCGCGCGCGCCCUUUGCAAUCCCAAAAUUAAUGGCCAUGAGUUCUUUCUUGAUCAACUCCAACUAUGUGGACCCCAAAUUCCCACCAUGCGAAGAAUAUUCCCAGCACGAUUACCUUCCCAGUCAUUCUCCGGAAUAUUUCAGCGGCCAGAGGCGAGAGGAGAACUCUUUCCAACACGAGCCGUUGUACCCAGCGCGGUCCGCCUGUAACCAACCAUCCUAUGCUCCAUGUCAGGGCUCUGGGCACCAAGCAUCGGUCCUAUCUCCCAGGAGCCGGCAUGUCCAUGCUCCAGCUGGACUUCAAAACCACCUCUCCGAACCAAACCACACUUGCGAAUCCAUCACGCCAAGCCCACCGCCCUCCUGUAGCCAAAAGUCUCUCAACCAAAGCCCGACCUCUUGCAAAGAACCGGUAGUUUAUCCUUGGAUGAAGAAGGUUCAUGUUAGCACGGUCAACCCCAACUAUACGGGAGGAGAGCCGAAACGUUCCAGGACAGCCUAUACCCGCCAGCAAGUGCUGGAGCUGGAGAAAGAAUUCCACUACAAUCGCUACCUCACCCGGAGGCGAAGGGUGGAAAUUGCCCACUCCCUUUGCCUGUCGGAGCGCCAGAUCAAGAUAUGGUUUCAAAACAGGAGAAUGAAAUGGAAAAAGGACCACAAGUUGCCCAAUACCAAGAUCCGGUCUAAUUCUGCUGCCAACUUGCCGGUGCAAGGCGGGGGUGGGGGUGGGGGUGGAGGAGGAGGAGGAGGAGGAGGAGGUCCCCAGCAGGACCGAACCAAUGGACCAACCCCUAACCCCACCACCAAUCUAUAACCGUCCUUUGAGCGUGGUCUCUCUGUGUGUUUGGGGGGGGGG